GGAAGUUUUUUUGACAAAUCGAAACUGCUGCAGUUGUGAUAGGAAGACUUGUCAGUUUGUCCUUAAACUGUCUGACUGUCGGGGUUUUCUUCACGGGAAAAAUGCAGAACAGUGCUUACGGGGCCUCUUUGGCCGGUGGGGCCUUUGAUUUAGCGAACUUUCUAAAACAGCCUCAAACUAUUUUGCGCUUCCUGAGCUGGAUAUUCUCCAUCGUGGUUUUUGCAACCAUCACAGCCGAAGGCUACACCAACACGCAGGGAAAAGAUCAAAACCAAUGCAUGUUCCACAAAGCUGACAGUGCUUGCAGUUACGGGGUGGGAGUCGGAGUCUUGGCCUUCUUGGCUUGUGUUUUGUUCCUCAUGCUAGAUGCCUACUUCCCAAACAUCAGCAAUGCCAAAGAGCGAAAAUACAUUGUUCUAAGCGAUCUGGCUUUCUCUGCGGCGUGGACGUUUCUGUGGUUCAUCUGCUUCUGCGUCCUGACGAACCUGUGGACCAAGACGGAUUCCAAUAUUGUCGUGGCCGAUGCUGCCCGAGGUGUCAUUGCCUUCUCCUUCUUCUCGAUCAUCACCUGGAGCCUUUUGACCUACUUUGCACUUGCAAGGUAUCGCCAAGGAGUGAAUGAAUUCGAGCAGGACUACAGAGACCCAGCCAACGACCACAAUGCUCCUUACCAGAGCAGCCCGUACUCCAGCACCAGCGGGCCCUCGGGCUAUCAGCAGUCACCUUUCUCCAACACCCAGGAGACUCCAGGAGCGUAUCAGCCUCCAUCUUAUUGAAAGACUAAGAUUCAAAAGCAGGAAUCAAAUGAGGAAGGUUUCUUUUUAAAUAUGUGUGCCAGUUGUUUCUUUUACAGCGCCGGACCGUUCUGUGCACUCCCCUUCUGUUCCUGCUGAACGCGUUUGGUUUUCUGGGUGCACUGAUAUCUUUUUAGUUUCCUGCAAGUUGUUUGGUGAGCGUUUUGCUGUGUUGUUCACAGCGGGUAAAGUCUACAGAUGUCCUUUUAUUUGCCAGAGGGUGAUUGUCUUGGUUAAAAAAAAAAAAAAAAAAUGAGAGAGAACAUGGCCACGCCUGAGUUGCCUUUGUACCAAAACUGCUGCAGAUUUUUCAGUGCCUCCUUUAGUUACUAUUGCGAGUGCAGUUUGCUGCUGUUCAUAUCAAAGCACUAAUUAUCAGAAAGGUUAGACUUAGUGUAAUUCUUUAGGAAAUCUGGUUUGCAUUGAAAAUUUUUACUGAAUAUGUAACUGUUCAGUGUUUACUUCAAUAACUGUAAUUCAAAGAUACAGCUGAGUAUACUGCUCUUUCACCACAUUGCAAACCCAUAUUAUUCAAUUAGUUGGUAGAUCAGAAAUAUCGGAAGUCUAUAACUACUGUAAUGCCACGUGUUUGUGUCUUUUUAUUAAGUAAUCAACCACUAAAUAGGCUUUCAUGCACUGAAAAACUCAGUUUGUUUCUGUUUGACAUUUUAAUUUGUCACAUUCGCUUCUUUUUAGAGUUUGGCUUUUACAGGUGUGUUGAUUGAUUUGCAUUGGAUUCUUCUGUUGAAUUCUUUGCUUAGGAUUUUUAAAGUAUUCAAUGCCAUAAAUGUCUCAGCCAUAGGUUUAGCAAUUCUUUGACGUUGUGGCAAAUUUGGUAUUUAUUUUCUUUCUUAAUACUGUUAAAUCCAGGCACAUGACAAUCAAAUCGAAUCAUUUUCCACAUUACUUUUUCCCUCUUGCUUUUUCCUCUCCUUUGCACUUUUGCAUUGUCACCGCUUUGCAAAUGUUCCUCAUUAAAGUGCCUUGCACAGUGAUCCUGUAUCAGACGGAGUGUGCCAAAUAAAAACAGGUUUUAAAACUC
Molecule: messenger RNA, 1836 nt
Organism: Oreochromis aureus
Lineage: Eukaryota; Metazoa; Chordata; Actinopteri; Cichliformes; Cichlidae
Gene: syngr2a
Product: synaptogyrin 2a
Exons: 4
Coding region: 102-776 (224 amino acids)
Cellular component (GO): neuromuscular junction; synaptic vesicle membrane
Source: RefSeq, a predicted model, not a curated record